Molecule: messenger RNA, 2460 nt
Organism: Musca domestica (house fly)
Lineage: Eukaryota; Metazoa; Arthropoda; Insecta; Diptera; Muscidae
Product: fatty acyl-CoA reductase wat
Biological process (GO): long-chain fatty-acyl-CoA metabolic process
Cellular component (GO): peroxisome
Molecular function (GO): alcohol-forming very long-chain fatty acyl-CoA reductase (NADP+) activity
Source: RefSeq, a predicted model, not a curated record
AAUAACAACAACAACAGCAUCAACAGCGAAAAUUUAUCCAUGAAGCAGUUGGCCGCCGCAGCACCGCUACAAUUUCCCAAUGUUGAAAUUACCAAUAACAUUAUGGACAUUAUGGAGGAAUCACCCAUGCAAAUGUUCUACAAGGACAAGGGGGUAUUCCUGACAGGCGGCACCGGCUUCUUUGGUAAAAUUAUAAUUGAAAAAUUAUUACGCGUUACCGAUGUGGGACAAAUUUUCCUGCUGAUCCGCACCAAAAAGGGUAAAGACGUACAGACACGUCUCGAUGAUAUCUUCAAUGAACCGGUCUUUGAGAAACUCAAGAAAAUCACACCAAACUAUCGCGAGAAGAUCACCGUCAUCAGUGGUGAUGUCUCCCUCCCUGCGCUGGGUAUCUCCCACGAAGAUCGUGAGUUGCUCAAGGAACAGGUGAACAUAAUUAUACAUGGUGCUGCCACAGUGCGAUUUGAUGAGAAGCUAAAAAUGGCUAUUGGCAUCAAUGUGAAUGGCACCAAGGAAAUUUUGCGUUUAGCGAAGGAAGUGGUACAUCUCAAGGCUGUGGUUCAUGUCUCCACGGCUUUUGCCCAUUGCAAUCGUAAACACAUUCAGGAGAGAUUCUAUAAUUGUACCUUGUCGGGUGAUAAGGCUCUGCAGCUGAGCGAGUGCCUGGAUGAGCAGACAUUGAACACCCUGACACCGACCAUUGUCAAGGACUUCCCCAAUACCUAUGCUUUUACCAAGGUCUUGGCUGAGGAUAUCAUACAGAAUUAUGGACAGAAUUUGCCAGUUACCAUAAUCCGUCCAGGCAUAGUUGUCACUACCUACCGUGAACCCGUCUCCGGUUGGAUCGACAACAUGUAUGGACCCUGUGGCAUUAUUGUGGGCGUAGGUUCGGGUGUCAUGCGCAUUUUCAGCGGCAAGGUGCAGAAUAAGGCCAACAUGGUCCCGGUGGAUUUGUGUGUAAAUGCCCUGUUGACCAGUGCCUGGGAUAUAGCCAGAAAUACUUACGACACCCCACCAAUCUACAAUUACAUACCCGACCCGGAUAACAUUGCCAGCUGGCGCGAAUUCAUGGAAUAUGCCAUUGAAUAUGGCCGCAAGUUGCCGUUGCGCAAAUCCAUCUGGUAUCCUUGCUUCACCAUUGUCAGCUCCAAAUGGCAAUUCGCCCUGCUGUCAUUCUUGUAUCACACCUUACCCGCCCUGUUUAUGGAUAUGUUAAUGUUGGUUAUUGGCAAGAAACCCAGAAUGAUGAAAAUGUAUCGCAAAAUCCACAAAUUUUGCGCUGUGAUGGAAUAUUUCUCAUCGAAUGAAUUCAUAUUCGAAAACAACAAUGUGCGAGCACUCUGGGACAAAUUGGAUGCGAAGGAUAAACGUUUGUUUGCCUUCGAUAUGCGGUCCGUCGAUUGGACUGAACUGUUUCGCAUUAGCUUGUGGGGCCUGCGAUCCUAUGUGGUGAAGGAUGAACCCAGUACUGUGGCCGAAUCGGUGAAGCGACAUGAACGUUUGAAAAUUCUACACUACACCACAUUGUUUGUGAUUUAUUCGCUGACAUUUUUCAUUCUCUAUCAAUUAUUCAAAUUUGUCUUUUUCUAAAAAGGACAAGCAGCAGCAGCAACAACGACAACAACACCGACGACAAUAGCACGCCAACAACAAAACGGAAAUGUAAAUGCGCGUAUUUCCGGCUAUACAUUGCUGUAUGGGAGGUGGAAUUGGUUGGCUGUGCAGAGUAAAGAUUCCAUGCAGCCACCUCCUCCCUCUCCCGCUUACUUGUAGUAUCUAAUAAUAAUAAUAAUAGUAGUUUGUAAGUGUGUAUGUUUUCCCCGUCUGCUUUUCUUCCUGUUUUCAUUAUUUUAUAUAUAAAUAUAUUUACUCAUUUUGACACCCCUCUUACCUCCCCCAUCUUCACCCCAACCCAACGCACCGAAAUCACGUUGCUCCUGUGUUUUUUGUAUAUUUUUCUUAUUUAUAUGGAAAUUUAUUAGUCCUCUUUCUUCUUCUUUGUUUCCUUCCUUCCCCCACAUUUUUGUUAUUUACUUCCUAGCUUCCUUACUUCCUUCCUUCCUAUUUUCCUUAUUGCAUUGCUAUUUUAGUUUUUAUUAUUACAAAAAAAAGAGAAAUUUCGUUUUUAUUGUUUUUUAUUAUUCGUUAGUAUUCUUUAUAAUUUUUAUUUGUAUUUUUCCCUCCCUCCUUCUCCCUCUACCUCUACUCUUUUUUCUUUGUGUAAUUUUAUUUUUUAUUAUUACGAUUUUUAUUUUUAUGUUUCAAUGUGAAAUUUAAUUUUAUUAGUAUUUUUUUAUUAUUGUUUUACUUAGUUUGUAGACGAAACAAUGUAAAAAAAAAACGAAACAAAAACAAAAUUUAUUUUGUUGUUUACUAAUUUUUAAAUUAUGUCCAUGUAGUUGUAAUGGGUUUUUAUGGUCGAAUCCAAAAACGAAUAAAAUUUAUUAUUAAUUAAUUAAA